AUGUCGAUCAGAAAAAAUUACAUCUGUCAAAAAGAUCAAGCUAACUUGUACAGGGUGCAAGUGCGGGAGCCAUGUCCACCCAAGCCUCCUCCACCGCCUCCUAAACCCAAGGAUGACACCGCAUUCUGGGGAGCUUUGACUGUUAUUUUUGUUGCCGCUGCGUUUGCAGUAAUCGCGAAACGUUCGCCAGAAAUUCGCGACUGGCUUAUAAUCUACGCUCCAUGGUUUGACGAUUUCAUUGCUAUAGCCUAUGAGGAGAACAUGACGUAUGGCGAAUUUGCGCGAAAAUGCGUUGAAGAUGUCAAGAAUUUUUUCGAUAAAAUAAUAAGGGACGACGAUAAACCGCAGCCUUGUUCCAUGGAUGAGACACAGAAACCUAUUAUCCCUAUUACAUCCAAACCAGAAGUCGAGGACAGAAAAAGAGAAUCCAUAGAACCAGAUAAACCCAUAUGUGACAAUAAACCUGAACCCAUUGUUGUUACAAAAACAACUUGUGAAGUAAUUGAUCGAUUAAAAGACCUGGGUAAUGAAGCCCUUAGUAAUUAUUAUACGGCUUCAACGGCGUGUUCUCUUUAUAAUCAGAUUGUAGCAGAAACGAUGCAAAACUUCUCAAUACCAACCCUGAAAGAAUUACGUAAUCAAAUGACUGAACGUUUGAAUUUAGUUGCGGAGUCCAUUCAAAAGGCAGAACAAGCCACCACUGAUAUUGAGGACUUGACACGUUACUUGGAGUGUGGAUUGAAAGGGACAAAAGAAGAGAUAGAGAGCACGAUAAUACUCAUGAAUGAUUAUUUGCAACAAAUAAAAGCGUCUUGCAUAUUGUAUCAAUGGGAGAAUGACAAGUCUAUUGUCUUGGACGAUCAAUGGCAAAAGGUAGAAAAUUUGAUAGACAAAUACGCGAGCGAAAACGAGACAAUGUUUCCAGAAGUUAAAUAUGAACAAAAUAAAUUGCAACUUGAAGGGGACUUGGAUCUAUUAUUGUAUCACACUAAUCGUUACACACAACGAUUGAAGGCGGAAUUAAAAGAAGUCGUGGUUGGAAUGACCGAUAGAGUUGGUCGGGCGUUUGAAACUUUACCUCAAGGCGAUAAGGAAAGGAAAAAUAGAGAAACAAUGAUGCAAACGGUUCUAAAACAGAAAAGAGCCGAGAUGGACAACGAAUUUAAAAAACGACAAAACGAUCAAAAACUUGCAAACGAUAAAUUACUAAAGGAUUCAUUGAAGAUGCAACUGGAGCGACACCAAGAAACGAUGGACGUUAAAUUAAAACAAAAAGAAGAUGAGGUGACAUCAAAACUAAAUAAACUCGUCUCUGAAAAAGUUGCAUAUGAAAAGAAAAUGUUCGCAAAGCAACUAAGCGAAAUGGCAGAAAAAUUGAAAGUCGUCGAGGAUAAACUUAAUGCUAGGUUAAAAGUCGAGGGUGAGACAAAACGUUCACAAGACCUAUGGAUUGCGGGAUCAUCUUUAUUAGCUGCUACUAAAAAAGGGGUGCCAUGCGUUAAUGUAAAUAAAGAGUUGAAUGCUAUUGAAAAAGCAGCAGGAGUUGGAGAUGAAUUAGUAAAUACUGUAUUAAAAUCUGUACCGGAGUCAGUUAGAGAAAAUGGUCUGGUACCUGAGAGUGUGUUAAGAGCGAAAUAUCAUCAGAUGGAAAAAAUUGCGUUGAAAGUUGCACUCGUCGAACAAGAUGGAGCGCGAUUGCCAGUUUAUUUCCUGUCUUGGUUGCAGUCAACGUUAUUGUUUAUGAAGCUAUCCGGUAUUCCACAGCAAGAGGUAGACAAAAUGCCAGAGGGACCCUUUACAGAUUUGGACACUUUCGAUUUGUUGCAAAGGGCAAGGUUCUGGAUGGAACGAGGUAACUUAGCGGCGGCGAUUCGAUACGUGAAUUCUCUAGAGGGUGCAUCAAGAGCCGCGGCGUCAUCUUGGUAUGACGCAGCCAGAUCUCAUCUCGAGACGAGACAAGCUGCUGAGGCUGUUAUCGCACACGCAGCGGCAUUAGGAAUACAAUAUAUAUAACCUGUGCAUUUUACAUUUUUGAAUGUGUAAAUUAGAAUUAGCUUAGAAACUUUUUUGAAACAAGUGGCGAUUUAUUGUCGAUGAAAUAAAUCGAAAGCGAUUCGAGUUGACUGUAUCGUGUUACUUUGAAUCAAGUUGAAAUAACAUUCUUUUUUCAAUUAAUAUU
Molecule: messenger RNA, 2179 nt
Organism: Nymphalis io (European peacock)
Lineage: Eukaryota; Metazoa; Arthropoda; Insecta; Lepidoptera; Nymphalidae
Product: MICOS complex subunit Mic60-like
Exons: 17
Coding region: 1-2013 (670 amino acids)
Biological process (GO): cristae formation
Cellular component (GO): MICOS complex
Source: RefSeq, a predicted model, not a curated record